Molecule: messenger RNA, 534 nt
Organism: Cantharellus anzutake
Lineage: Eukaryota; Fungi; Basidiomycota; Agaricomycetes; Cantharellales; Hydnaceae
Exons: 1
Coding region: 1-534 (177 amino acids)
Source: RefSeq, a predicted model, not a curated record
AUGGAAGUAAUGUUUAGGGCUACCCAUGAGAACUUGAUUUUGGAUGAUGAUUAUUACCUCAUCAUCUCCAAAUGCAUUCAUGCUAUGAAGAACAGGUUCUUGGAGAGGUAUGCUUCCACGGAUCAAAGGAUUAAGAAUUUCAUUGGCAAUUCUCAAGCAUUCUGGGAUGCUUGGGGGGAGCUGGUGCCUUUACCAAGGUCGCCCUAUAUGACACAUUAUACAGACCAAACAUUACAGAUGGAGCAGAAGGAACAGGAAAUGGGAUCGGCAACUCUAGUGAAAGGGGAAUUCAAGAACAAGUUGGGAAAAAUGGUCAAGGAGCAGGAGAAAAUUAGUGCAGAGCUCAAGGAGAGAGUAGCAGCUCAAGGCACAUUGGCGCACGAGGUAGUUGAGGAAUCCGAGUUAAUGGAUUUGGUAUUGGAAGAAGCUUCUACUUCCAAGGUGCCUGUGCCAAAGAAGAAGAAACUUGUUUUGAAAGAUCAAGAAGCCAAAAAGUCACCUAACCUCAGGAAGAGGAUGAGGGUGAAGGCUUAG